AUGGACGGCGCUAGUUCUUCACCUUUUUUCCUAGGUUUCGACUUGUCGACGCAAAGCCUCAAAGCCGUCUUGAUAUCAGAGGAUAGCUCCGUUGCGCAUGAGUCUGCUGUUCACUUUGAUCGUGAUCUCCCUCACCAUGGAACCACGAAUGGGGCCAUUCGUGGACCUGGAAUAGGCGAGGUUACGUCUCCAGUUCAUAUGUGGCUUGAAGCUUUCGACCUCAUCUUGGAGAGGAUGAAAGCUGCUGGCGUCGAUUUCGGUCGUAUACUUGCUAUUUCUGGUGAUGGACAGCAACAUGGAUCUGUAUACUGGUCUCUGGAUGCCGAGAAAAUGCUUACCACUCUCGACCCCUCUAAGCCCCUCGACCAACUCGCACCGGGUGCAUUCUCACUGCCAAAUGCUCCCAUCUGGCAGGAUUCUUCCACCACGCGUGAGUGCCGCGAGCUCGAAGCCGCUGUGGGUGGAGCGCAAGCUCUCGCGGAUCUAACUGGUAGUCGCGCUUACGAGCGAUUCACUGGCACACAGAUUGCGAAGAUCCGCCGCGUCAGUCCAGAGGCAUAUAACGCUACGUCACGCGUCUCGUUAGUGUCGUCGUUCAUGCCUUCUGUCUUUCUUGGAGCAAUCGCACCCAUAGAGAUGCAUGCGGAGGCCCCGAAUUGCGAACCAAAAUUGGGCCCGAACCGGUACCGGGAGGAAGCGUGCUUGGCAGGAUCAGCCCUUACUGGACUCAGCGAUGGGGUUUCAAUCCAGGCAUGUGUUGACGUUGAUGAUUUGUGUGAUAAUCCCGCGACUGUUGUUGCGCUCUCUACCCCUGGCGAUGCCAUUCUGUCUCUCGGUACUUCUACAACUUUUCUCCUUUCCAUCCCUCCUGCCGACACUCCCCCUAAACGUUUCACUACAUCUCAUCUGCUCUCUCACCCUACGACGCUCGAUGCGCAGAUUGCCAUGCUCUGCUACAAAAACGGCGCGUUGGCACGUGAACAGGUGCGAGAUCGAUACGCCAAUGGGGACUGGACAAGAUUCAACGAGCUCGUUGAGCAGACUGUCGUCGGAAAUGAUGGAUACUUGGGAUUCUACUUCCCCCUUCCCGAGAUUAUUCCACCUAAUGUCCACGGUAACUUUCUGUUCCAUGUCACUCCCUCUGCCACCGAUGUUGCAUCUGUCUUGGAGGAUACAAUGCCCGCGGCGGCGCACCCGCGUGCGAUCCUCGAGUCGCAGUUCCUCUCCAUCCGAGCGCGCAUUACCGCGAUCUUGCCUCCAGACGCGCCACCCCUGCAGCGCCUCGUUGUGUGUGGCGGAUCUUCUGCGAACCCAGUCAUUCGUCAGCUUGCCGCGGAUGUGUUUGGUAUGCGUGUCUUCAUCGCUGGCCAGCAGGGUGCGGCGGAGGGUGGUGCGCAGCUUGCACGAUAUGCGUGGUGGCGCACCCAGAAUGGCGGUGUAGGAACGUUCGAAGAAAUGCGCGCCACGGACCCAAUGGGCGGUCGCAUGAAGUGUGUGGCGGAACCACGGGAUGCGAACGUCGCCGUGUAUGCCGGCUUGAUCGACGCUUACCAAAAAUGUGAGGACCGUGUAGUGAUGCUGUGUGAGGCUUUCGCUUGA
Messenger RNA from Fibroporia radiculosa, 1599 nucleotides. RefSeq lists its product as uncharacterized. The record is from RefSeq and is a predicted model, not a curated record. NCBI's taxonomy places the organism in Eukaryota, Fungi, Basidiomycota, Agaricomycetes, Polyporales, Fibroporiaceae. Gene Ontology annotation, biological process: xylulose metabolic process. Gene Ontology annotation, cellular component: cytosol. Bases 1 to 1599 code for a protein of 532 amino acids. Gene Ontology annotation, molecular function: D-xylulokinase activity. The transcript is spliced from 5 exons.